GCAACGUGAGUACUGUGGGCACUACGUCAGCUGCUGCACUGGCGGUGACGAGCCCUCGGUUCUUGUGGUUGCCACGUACUGCUGGCAACGAUGAAUUUGCUCCCCCUCCUCAUCCUGCUGGCCGCGCGCUGGCCGGUGCACGGCACGUGGGACAACUGUGGAGGGACCUGCGGGCUCCGGCCCAUGGCUUCUUACUACGGCAUGUCACGCGUUGUGGGUGGCACAGAUGCCCAGCCAGGGGCCUGGCCCUGGAUCGUCAGCAUCCAGAAUCCCUGGAAAAUAGGCACAGGGCAUGUAUGCGGAGGGUCCCUCAUCAGCCCACAGUGGGUCCUCACAGCAGCCCACUGCUUCAUCGAGGCCAGGCACAUUACAAUGUGGCGUGUGGUGAUCGGCGCCACACAGUUGACUCGGCUGGGCCCUGAGGUCCAAGUGCGCAAUAUUAAGCGGCUACUGGUUCAUGAACACUAUAGUAAUAUCACACAGAGGAACGACAUUGCGUUGCUGGAAUUGGACCAGCCUGUCCAGUGCAGCUACUACAUACAGCUUGCCUGUGUGCCCGAUGCCUCGCUGAGAGUGUCAGAGCUGACAACUUGCUACGUCAGUGGUUGGGGCUCCACAAAAGCAAGAUCUGGAGUAUCAACUGAUAUCCUGCAGGAGGCCAAGGUCCACCUCAUUGAUAUCAACCUCUGUAACAGCAGCCGGUGGUACAGAGGGGCCAUCCACACCCACAACUUGUGUGCUGGCUAUCCGCAGGGUGGCAUCGACACCUGCCAGGGUGACAGCGGUGGUCCUCUUGUCUGCAAAGAUAACAAUGCUGACUACUUCUGGCUUGUUGGAGCGACCAGCUGGGGGAGAGGCUGUGCAAGAGCAAAACAGCCCGGAGUCUACACCUCCACUCAACACUUUUAUGACUGGAUCCUGGUACAGAUGGGACUGCACCCAGCAAUAAGGGCUGCUCCAACAUCACGGGCAUGGAGUCAUUUUCUCACUGCCUCAACCCCCUUUCAGAGGCCAAGGCCAACACCAACACAAUCAGGCAGGUUUCCACCCUGCCCAUUUCCACGUCAGAAGCUGGUGGAAUUCUUUACUCGGGUGCAGGAGCUCCUGCAGGUCCUAAGGGGAAAAAAGGCUUGAGCAGCAGGAUGAACAGGAUCCAGUGCAGGCUGCAGUGUACCACGCCACUUCCUUCUGGGGCAAUGUCCGCUGAUCCAAAGGCAGCCUCAGUGUCAAAGGCCUGCUCUGUCCUGCCCACGCCCCUCUGAGUGCAAACAAAUGCUGAAGUUGCCUUAGUUCUUGAAAUAAAGUUGCCAAUUUUCACAGCUAACCCUGCUUCAGUUCAGUCUCCUGUGCAAGGCAAGGACUUCCAUGCCCCGCACCUGCAAAAUGAGGCCGCAGUCAAGUAGAGCACAAAGGGGAAGAGUCGCUCAAAAGGGC
Messenger RNA from Grus americana (Whooping crane), 1434 nucleotides. RefSeq names its product acrosin-like. Gene Ontology annotation, molecular function: serine-type endopeptidase activity. The transcript has 5 exons. NCBI's taxonomy places the organism in Eukaryota, Metazoa, Chordata, Aves, Gruiformes, Gruidae. Gene Ontology annotation, biological process: proteolysis; acrosome reaction. Bases 91 to 1134 code for a protein of 347 amino acids. The record is from RefSeq and is a predicted model, not a curated record.